UCUACACACGAUAACGCAGAAUACAGCAAAAAUUUUAAUUUGAAAUUUUAUUCAAAAUAUAUUUAAGUAAAAUGUGUUAAAAGUAUUGUAUGUGAAAUAGGAUUUAGUGCUUAGGUGAAAAGUGUAAAAACGCGUUGGACUUUUGGUAGAAUAACGCGCCUAUUUUGUGCUGUUACUCUCCCACAAAUUGUCGUAGUAGUGCUGUGCAGUGUUUACUUACUAUUUUGGUGAACUUUUUUUUUUUACAAUAAAUUGCAACUUUUGUGAUUAUUAUAAUACGUAAUAUUAUAAAAUCCACUAAGGAAGGCUCUAACAAUGGAUAUCAGUGAUAAUAUGGAUUCUCUAGACGAUUCCACUGCUCUACCCGAAUUAAGUUUUGACGAUCUUUUAGAUCCUUCGCCCAUAAAGAAGAGUAACAAGUCGAGUUUUGAUGAUGAUGCUUUGGAACUGGAUAAUGAACGAAAAAAUCGCACAGAUGAUACCCUCAAUACGCCCGGACCUAAGAAACCACCAUCAAUGCAACAAAAUUUAAACACAACUAUAGUCAUUUCAAGCGGUUCGAAGAUAUAUACACCCGUCAGAACGCAAGCUGUCAAAUUGGGCAACAGUUCAAGUACCUUGAGCAAUGUUAAUAAAAAUAACGGAGGCUCAGCGACAACCCCAGUUUUACUAAACACCAAGAAUGUUUUACCAAAAACAUCGGCCCAAAUUUCAAACAGCUCCAUUAAGUUAACACAAAAAAUAGUGGGUGGUGGUGGUGGUAGUACUGGCACAGCAAAUUUAUCAAUGUCGGGUAAAACUGCGGUAAGAACUUCAAAUGGACAAAUUAUUUACAUACAAAAAACACCAGCACCAUCGAAUGUUAAGGCGACUGCUGGUGCAACAACCGUUAUGAAAUCACAGACUUUGGGCGGCAACAAUUCUAAACCGGUGACUAUUCAAGUCUUGCGUACAGCCGAUGGCAAUUACGUACCCAUCAAGACCACAACAGCUGGAACAAAUGCAAAAAACACCACAUUAACGCUAUCACCCACUAGUUUGGCUGGCAAAAAGAUCAUAUCGUCUGCAGGGGGCCAGGUUAUAAUAAAGGGUACAAUAAAGCCUACAGAUUCUACAGGCACUGCAUCUGCUGCAAAAACAAUGACAACAAAUUCCAUAACAGGUGUCAGAACUAUGGUAAAACCCAUGACUACUUCAUCAUCUUCAAUUAGCGGGCAAAUAAAUGAUUCGAAUAAAUCCAAACCUAUAGUAGUUCAUGGAACGAGUGGCAAGCAAAUCAUAGUAUCGAAUCAAAAUAUUGUAAAAUUAUCACCAAAAACCCAAACUAUAACAACUACGGCCGGCGGAGGUUCUCUUAAUACGUCUACUAGUGGAUCGGGACAGAUACAUGCUAUACAAAUACCUGGUAAAAUAGGUGUACAAUAUGUACGUGUUUUACCCAAUACAAAGGUGCCCGCAAAAACUUUAAAUACCACGGCGACAUCAUCGGUAACAUCCACGGUAUCAGCAGCUACGAAAACAUUGAAUACACCAAACCAGCCUGUAAAAAUUUUAAACUCUUUGCCGCAAAAGUUUACUGUUGUAAAAGGUGGUAAUACGAAAUUGGUGGUGACUCAGAAGAAAGAGGCAACUGAUGGCAAUAAUACGGACUUUUCACCUAUGACUUCUAAGGUUCAAAAGACCAUAGUGACGGUGCCGACAAUAAAGUCUCUGAACGAAGAUAAAAAUAAAAAUCCCCAAACGCAACAGCAACAACAACAGCAGUCUCUAAUUAAAACCACGCUGCCAAAUAUGUUGGCCAUUAAUAGCAGCACAAACCAGUGGUUGAUCCGGAAACAUAAAAUCUCGGAAAUUAAUACAGAAAUACAACGAAUUACUACAACAACAGCUGACAAUGCAGGACCACCGGAAAUUAAAAAGCCCACGCCAAAUAACAGAGUUGUCAUUGCAAAUAAUUCACAACCAAAAAUUCUCAAUAAUAGUAUACAACAACCAGGACGCAUUACGUCUUCUGUCUCCAUACCCACUAAACCGCACACCACCUCUACCACAAGCAAAAUUGGUGGUGGAAAUAUGGUGCAGGUCACCCAAGUAACACAAAAUGGCAAUAAAUUGUAUACAGUUUUAAAGCCCUCAUCGGUUGAUCAGAAAACUAACCCGAAACUAUAUAGAGUACUGAAAACAAAUAAUCAAACAUCGUCAGCAACAACAUCAGCUAAUGGAGACACCACCAAUAAACCUUUGAUUAACAAACAGCAACUAAUACAACAUCAGCAGCAGAAACAGCAGCAAUUUAAAAAACAACAGCAACAAACUGCAAAUACAAAAUCUUUAAAUACAGCAACAACGUCCUCGUCCUCGUCGUCGUAUUUAUUGCCAAUUCAAAUUAAAGAAGAGCCAGAAGACUCAAACUCAACCGCAACCAGCAAUGCAGAGGCAACGGCUGCUCUACUCAAUUUACCCACAUCUAUGGGCGAAGAGGAGCCCGAAGCUUUAGAUCCGAUGGUGGGUGGUGUACGUCGCAAACAUUGUAACUGCAGUAAAUCACAAUGUUUAAAAUUAUAUUGCGACUGUUUUGCCAACGGGGAAUUCUGUCAGGACUGUACGUGUAAAGAUUGCUUCAACAAUUUGGACAACGAAGAUGAACGUCAGAGGGCCAUAAAGGCUUGUUUGGAAAGAAAUCCAAAUGCUUUUAAGCCAAAAAUUACAUCUUCAAGAGAUCAGGCUGAUAUGCGUUUACAUAAUAAAGGAUGCAACUGCAAACGUUCUGGAUGUUUGAAGAACUAUUGUGAAUGCUAUGAAGCUAAAAUUCCUUGCAGUUCGAAUUGUAAAUGUGUGGGAUGUCGCAAUGUUGAAGAUCGACCAGACUUGGAUAUGGACCCAAUAGAUCCACAAAUUAUGGCCACUAUAGCAAUGGGCGGUACAACAGAUAGCCUAACACUUAAACGUAGCUAUGAAAAAUCUCAAAGAGAUUUUAGUGGAUCGUUACCAGGCGUUACCAUUAAAACUGAAAAACUUUCUAAGGAUUCAGUUAAGCCUUUCAGUAGUUAUGACGCAACGGCUGGAGCUGUUUCACCUACACCAGAGCGCCAGCAGUGUAAUUUUAUUACUCAAGAAGUAAUUGAUGCCACAAUUCAGUGCAUGAUAACCCAGGCCGAUGAAUGUGAAAAGAAUAAUUUGCCAGUGUAUCAAACGGAAAAAAUGGUUAUGGAAGAGUUGGGCCGUUGCUUGGUAGAAAUUAUUGACUUUUCCAUACGCAAUACUGAUAAUAGUUAUUCUCAAGAUUAAGUGUUAUAAUUAAUAAUCCAUAUAUUGUAAAGAUGUUAAAUACAUACACCACGUAAUACAUACAUACACCUAAGCUGCGAAGUCAGUCAUAGUUUUUAUUUUAGCUGAAAGCCUUAAGAUUGUUAAAUUAUGCUGGUGGUGUAUCACAGGCAAUUUGGGUGAAAAUUGUAACCACUCUAUUUCUGUCCAUUUCGAAAUAAUUUAAGAUAAAUGCACGAGUGUAAGAUGAGUUUCGAAGUGUGUUACUUGCUAAACCUGUUAAUUGUGUAUGUAUAAAAAUAAAAUCACAGAUUUUAAAAAUGUCCCACAAAUGUUAUUUAUAUUAAAAAUGUUGAAAUUAAGAGUUUGACCAAGAUGGAUUAUUAUCAUUUUAAAUAUGCUUAAAAAUUCGAUUCUUUUAAUAUGUAGUACUAAUACCAACUAACUAAUAAAAAUUUAUAUAACAACGUAUUUAUAACCUCUUAAACUAACUGUAUAUAAUAAUAAAAACUCUUUAAAAAUCUGAGCUAUCUGAUUGGCUCUAAUUAAAUUGGUCUUGCAAAACUUUCUGAAAGUUUUUACAUUUAUUUUAGGCUUUCGUUUAAAACAAUUUCUUUUUUUUAUAAUUUUUUCGAUUUGUUUUUCUUUUAUUAUAAAUUAAAUUAAAAAUAACUUGACUUUUAUCCCUUUCUGAUUGAUAUCUAUUCAAAAUUACAAAUUUUUAAUGAUAAUCAUAAACAUAUUAAUGUUCGGUUCUAUUUGUAAGUUAAAUAAUUUACUUUAUUGUAAAUGUAAAAAAAAAUAUUUUAAUAAAAAUAUACGUAUAAAGUUGAA
Messenger RNA from Calliphora vicina (urban bluebottle blowfly), 4101 nucleotides. RefSeq names its product Myb-interacting protein 120 (gene mip120). The coding region runs from base 316 to 3288 and encodes 990 amino acids. Gene Ontology annotation, biological process: regulation of DNA-templated transcription. Gene Ontology annotation, cellular component: nucleus. The record is from RefSeq and is a predicted model, not a curated record. The transcript is spliced from 4 exons. NCBI's taxonomy places the organism in Eukaryota, Metazoa, Arthropoda, Insecta, Diptera, Calliphoridae.